AUGUACAAGCACUCAAAUCUGGGUCCUAAUUAUAAUGAAUGGUUGAAAACGGCUCAUUUACUUGAUCCUCCAUUUGACUAUUUCUCCUUUGCCGAGUUAAUUUUGAAAGACAAACACGUUACGAAUCUUAUUUACAAAAGCAUAUUAACAGAAUAUGUGAAAAAAUCCAAUAAGUACUUGAAUGAAGGUGUAAAAUCCUUGAAAUUAUUUGAGGGGUAUAUGUGUUCUUACCACUACAACCAUCUCGCCAACCAGUCGCGUACAAAGGAAGAUGGUCCUUUUGGUAGUGCCUUUAAAAAAUAUUGGAUUAAAAGAGAGGAGGAACGUACUGUUGAGAGUAUAAGAAAAAGACAAUUGGAAGGCACAUCAAAUAUCACUAAUGAUAUCGUUUCAAAUAUGGAGCGAAUUAUUAAAAAGUCAUGUGCCACAAGCCCACACUUUUCUGUUAGUCCAUCCACAUCCGCAAUAUCAAGCACAUAUAUUGCGGAUGAAAAGACAGAAACAUCCACUAUCAGCAGCGAAGACAUAGCAAGCUGUGAUAUAAGUCCUACAGGUUACGCUUACAAAAAAUAUGAUGGUCUCAACGUGUUGGAUCUUGACAACCCUGAUAUCUUAGAAUAUAUGUCUGGGACUUUGUUAGAAGAAUCCGGCGCCAGCAUCAAAUCAUUGACUGACCCUCCAAAAAUUGAAUUAAGUGAACCGUGCAAGGAUAUUUUGAAUCUUAUUUCCAAAUCUUCUGCUUCAGCAACAUGCAUAAAGUCUCAAAUAAGGUCUUUUAUUGGAACUAAUAAUUCUCUGGAUGAAUCUGAAUAUGCUGACUAUUACUUUGCGGAAUCUACACUUCAUCAUUUCUUGCAAAUGAUGACCAGCCCAAGAAACCCAAUUCUAUUCCCAAUGAAAGAGAGGACAGCUGCUCCAAUUACAGCAAUAUACUUGUUACAUGCAAUGUUCUUAAGCUGUAAUGACCUAGUAUCUUUCCAUUGGAUUGAGCGGACAGCUGAUAUAACAGGAGCUGCGAAUUGGGAUGGAAUAUGCUUUUCAAUCAAAGAUAAGCGUCUCACGCCCGUUUUGAUUGAAUUUUCUGGAGGGAUUCACUUUAAUAGUACCACAGAAAAAGAGCAAAGAGAUGAAAGCAAAAUGAUACGAAAUAUGGUUAAGCUCUUGGAAUAUGCCAAAUAUGUCAAAAAGCACAAGUCCCCUGUCCCGCAGUUCUACUGUCGUUUCUUCACCAACCAGAUUUUCUUUGAAGCCAUAUUUUUAGUUGACGAAGAAACUAGACUUGUAAAAAGAACUUUUUGCAAGAUUCCCUGUCCGGUAACCCCACGCGAGCUAAAGAUCUUUGCUGAAAACAUUCCUGCUAUGUUAAAAUGGAAGCAGGCAAUAAUAAACUAUGUGAUCGAAUCACAAAAGUGA
This is a messenger RNA of Phycomyces blakesleeanus NRRL 1555(-), 1413 nucleotides long. RefSeq lists its product as hypothetical. Lineage: Eukaryota; Fungi; Mucoromycota; Mucoromycetes; Mucorales; Phycomycetaceae. Bases 1 to 1413 code for a protein of 470 amino acids. The record is from RefSeq and is a predicted model, not a curated record. The transcript has 7 exons.